Morus notabilis is the source of this 935-nucleotide messenger RNA. RefSeq names its product 2Fe-2S ferredoxin. The coding region runs from base 101 to 688 and encodes 195 amino acids. Lineage: Eukaryota; Viridiplantae; Streptophyta; Magnoliopsida; Rosales; Moraceae. The transcript is spliced from 8 exons. Gene Ontology annotation, biological process: P450-containing electron transport chain. The record is from RefSeq and is a predicted model, not a curated record. Gene Ontology annotation, molecular function: 2 iron, 2 sulfur cluster binding. Gene Ontology annotation, cellular component: mitochondrion.
UCCAAACUGUAAAGCAAAGCAUCAAACGACGACGAGGGAUUGCGUUUAGUUAUAGGAACAGUGGAAAAGUCCAAUUAGGGAUUCAGUAAGGGCUACGAUUAUGUUAAUGUCUAAACUUUCAAGAGUUGGGCUUUUGUUGUUUAAAGAGCUCUCUAGAGGGAAAUCCAGAGCCAUAACUGGAGCAGGAUAUACACAGACGCCUUUUAGCCAAUACUUGCAAACGCUGCAGUCAGAAACUAAGGUGUCAAAGGGAGCAAUCUUUCAGAAGUAUCAUCACUUUUCUUCAGCAGCGACCAAAGAUUCUUCAGAGGAAGGGAGUGAAGAGAAACAAACGAUAUCUGUGACAUUUGUUGAUAAGGACGGGGAGGAGAAGCACAUUAAGGUUCCAAUUGGAAAUUCGAUGUUAGAAGCAGCCCAUGAAAAUGAUAUUGAACUUGAAGGAGCAUGCGAAGGCUCACUUGCCUGUUCAACGUGUCAUGUGAUUGUGAUGGAUGUAGAGUACUACAAUAAACUGGAAGACCCAACCGAUGAGGAGAAUGACAUGUUGGACCUUGCUUUUGGGCUCACAGAAACGUCUCGUCUGGGUUGUCAAGUUAUUGCAACACCAGAACUAGAUGGAGUACGAUUAGCUAUUCCUGCGCAUACGCGAAACUUUGCUGUUGAUGGGUAUGUUCCAAAACCGCACUAGAAGUGAUAAAAAGCAAAACUGAAGAGAGAUGGUUAAAGUUUUACAGAUGUAAUCACCCCCAUUUUGUAGCUAAUAUUCUUACAGCGAUAGAUAGGUCUUUGUGGGCGUAUCUUUUUUUCUUCUCUUUUGUUUCUUGGUUUUCUAUUGAUUAUUGCGGUUCUAAUUAUAUUGCUGAGUGUACUUUUUAUAAAACUAUUUUAAUAGUUCUCGUGAUGCCGAUGAGAAUUCACCUUACCUUUCACGGUCU